AGCCGUGAGGGGUAUAAGGGCAGGCGGCCGCCGCCAUCUUUCUCUCGGUACCGCGCAGCCAUGGGUCACCAGCAGCUCUACUGGAGCCACCCCAGGAAGUUCGGACAGGGCUCCCGCUCUUGCCGCGUGUGCUCCAACCGCCACGGCCUCAUCCGCAAAUACGGGCUCAACAUGUGCCGGCAGUGCUUCCGCCAGUACGCCAAGGACAUCGGCUUCAUCAAGCUGGACUGAGCCCGCGAGGAUGAGGCGGCAGCCAGGAGCUCCCGCGGCCUCCCUGACUGACACAUCUGCAGCGUCUCGCCUCAGCCUUACUUAAUAAAUGAUCUCCUAACCCA
Ficedula albicollis (Collared flycatcher) is the source of this 335-nucleotide messenger RNA. Its product is annotated as 40S ribosomal protein S29. The transcript is spliced from 3 exons. The coding region runs from base 61 to 231 and encodes 56 amino acids. The record is from RefSeq and is a predicted model, not a curated record. Gene Ontology annotation, cellular component: cytosolic small ribosomal subunit; ribosome. Lineage: Eukaryota; Metazoa; Chordata; Aves; Passeriformes; Muscicapidae. Gene Ontology annotation, biological process: translation. Gene Ontology annotation, molecular function: structural constituent of ribosome; zinc ion binding.